AUGCCACGUCCGUUACGUACUCGUAAACGUACAGUAUUGGGUGAGAGAACGGAUAAUCAUAAUGUUAAACAAGAAAAAGUUGAUGCACACAGCGUAAAUGCCGAACUUGUAAAAGACGCGGCCACUCAUAUCGAAUUAUCCUCAGAGAAGCUUUCAAAUAAAACAUCACACGCUACUGGCAAAUCCGCUUUAUGUAUAGAAGAUGAUGACCCUUUGUCUAAUAACAUAUCAGAUACGACUGCACAAAUCAAAGGGACCGAGAUAGCAGCACCAAAGUCUCUAACAAAACAUGGAGGUUCCCAAAACCCCGCUUCGUCAUCAGUCAAAGGAAAUAGACAUCAACAGAAAUUGGCCGAUGUUCGUAGUUCAAAAAAACAGCCCUCGCGUGAUAGCUCGUGUUCAGAUCAUGAUUCAGACGAUCCCUUUGGUUUUGCAAAAGCAGAAAGAAAAGCCAAGAGAUAUGAUAGUUACAGUAAAGAGAAAUCGAAUGAUCAUACUACAGGCAACCAGGAUGUGGAGGAUGAGGUUGUCAUGAUAGAGGAGAUCUCUGAAUCUUUAUCUCAAGAAACUAGUAAUUCUAAACCCAAAGCGAGCACAACUUGUCAGCAGACAUGCCAAGCAGAUACCGGUGGAGAUCAGCGCCUCGAAAAAGGCAACGAUUUGGAAGAACCUGUUAAAUCAGAUUCAGUAGAAGACGUGAUUCAUGCCCACUCGCCCGAAUCAAUCCAACAUGAACUUCCUCUACCGGAUAACCAACCGUCUGAUGAAAUACCAGUGAAAAGCGAGCACCAGCAGAAGGCGAAAUCCAUUGCCAAGAAAAGUCGCCCAUCCCGGACGCAGCGUAAGAGAAAAGAUGGUGGUGACAAAGACGAAGCGAAUACAGACGCGCAACCUGAUAUAAAGCAAAAGAGACGAGCUUACAAGGGUCGGAAUACCAAUAGUAGCAAAAAACAAAAGUUGAACCAAAGUCGACUGGAAACAAGCGAGUCAGAACAAAUUGAGGCGUAUUCCAAUGAUGAUCAGGAAACAGGGUUGGAAAAUGAGAAAUUGCGACGGAUUCAACAUUUCGAAGAAGUUGACAAGUUUGUUCUACCUGUUGAUAAAGUCACUACAAUCGACGAAACGGAUGAAACUGAUCCAAGUUCUUCAAUUUCUCAUAUUCUGCUUAUCGAAUAA
Messenger RNA from Paraglomus brasilianum, 1176 nucleotides. Lineage: Eukaryota; Fungi; Glomeromycota; Glomeromycetes; Paraglomerales; Paraglomeraceae. The record is from the annotation of a GenBank genome assembly.